CAAAAACAUUGAUUGUAAUAUUUUUUGUUUUAACCAUAAUGCUAUUCCAUACACACAAAUGUAUAAUAAGGUAAUAAAUGUUUCAAUUUGGUAUCUCUUCAAUGUGUCCAAUAUUACUCACGUCAUACUUCUCUGCCAAAGAGAAUGCCUGAAAGCUGUAUGUCCUGUUUACCUGUUUGUUGUUAUACAUUUUAAAGGAGGUCCAGUUCUUUCAGUUUUUGAUACUGCUUUUUAAGAUUUUGUUUCUUUGGAUGAUGGUCUGUGAUGUAGUCCAGUUAUUCAAUUGUAUUAAUUUAAUGGUGUGCUUCCCAACGUUUUUAGUGGAUGACGGAUGACUGCGUUUGCGUUGUGGAGGGGAUAGCGAUUCCCCUCAAAAUACUACUCUGUCGCCCUCCCGUGGCGCGUGAAAUUUUCCCUACUGAAUGAUGUGCUGACUAACCCUUGACCCGGUUGCUAGGGGUGAGAAAUGAAAACAUACGGCGCCGUGUUUCAUGUUUUGAUGCUUAGUACAAGUUGCCAACAUCGGUCGCAAAUCAGGACUUUCUUACCUAUUGUGAAUAUUAUAAUUGUUUGAUAAUCAUUUAGAAAACGCGUUGUUUAGUGGUUACCUUACAACAACUACCAAAAUGUCGAACAUCCUUUUAUCCGCGGUAGGCUGGGAUGAGGGUUUUGCCAUCCCUGUUGCAAAUCCAGAAAAUAAAGAGCUGGAAGCAGAGCUUCAAGGGAAACAGAGGGAGAAAUUACAACUGGAAAACAAACUUGAUGGAUACAAGGACAGAAUACAAGCCAUGGCCGAACACCUGAACAAUGUUAGACAGGGGUUAUCUCACACUCAGGCUUUGUGCAAAGCCAGAGAGAAAGAGACAGAGUCCGAGAAGCAUUUCAAGGCCCUGGCAGACAGAGAGACGGGCCGUCUGCGUCAGGAGAUUGCACAGCUGGACAAGGAGCUCGAUUCUCUGAGGGAGAAGAAGAAUCUACAGGAGAACAACAUCUUCAAAGCCACCCAGAAACUGGAUGAGCUGAAGAGCCAGCUGAACUGGGACCAGCAGACACUGGAUACCUGGCUGGAGGAAUCGGCACACAAGGAUGAGGACACCAUGGCCAUUAUUAAGUACGCCCAGCAGGAUGAGAGCCGCAUACGGGAGCUCACCUUGUUGAUUGAGAAGAAGACGCUCGAGGCCAAUUGCAAACGCAAGGCACUGGACAACGAACUCACUGAGACCAUAUCAGCACAGAUUGGUCUGGAUAAGACGGCGGAGAACUUCCGACAGGCCCACCUGGAGAGGCAGGAGCUCAUUGGCCAAUGGGAGAACACCAUCGAGCAGAUGAAGAAGAGAGAUGCAGAGAUGCAGCAGUGUUCAAUGCUCCUCGCCCAGGUCAACAAGGAGAUCCGAGAGAGGAAUGGCGACAUCAAGGAGAAGAAGACCUUCCUGGAGAGGGAGGUGGAGAACAACAAGGAGUAUGAGAAGAAGAUAUCCAUGGCCGAUCGGCAAACGGCCAAGCUGAGACAGGAGUUACAGAAGCAGGAGAGUAACUGUGUCAGACUACAGGAUGAGUUGGAGAGUCUGAAGGGGACAGUGGACAGAACGGCCACAGAUCUGGAAACCAGGAGGUCCCAGCUGGCCAACCUGAAAAAGGACAUCCAGGACAAAGACAACAAAGUGAAGGGGGCCAAGCACCAAAACGCUGCCCUGGAGGAGAAACUGUUAGCGGUGACGGAGAUGACCCUCAGCGUGGAGGAGAGGGCCGCUCAGAUGGAGCAGCUCCUGAAGGAGGAGGAGCAGACCAUCAAGGACAUUGACGCUCAGCUGCACCGCCACCGGGAGGCGCUGUACCGUGACAGCCAGGAGCUGCAGUCCCUGAGGCUAAAGGAGAAGGACUCCGUUGCGGCACUGGCCAGUAGCCGAGUGGCCCUGUCCAACCUGGACAGCCGACUCAGUAAACUGGACCAGAACACGAUUAAACAAAAGGAGAUAAUCUACAACCAGGACUUCCAGAUCCAGCUUCUGGAGAGGAAGAUGGCCCGACUGCGAGGCGAGGUGAACACGGAGGAGAAACAGGUCCUGGAGGAGAAGGCCCGUGAGCUGGCUCAGAGCCUAGAGGAGAAGAGGAGGACAGCCAACAUGCUAACUAUGCAGCUCAAGAAUGUCCAGGAUGACAUUCGCUGUGUGAGGAAAGAGGUGGAGAGGACAGGCAUCGAGAAGAGCCGUCUGACCGCCAAGAUUGAGGAGAUUCACCUGUUCAACGACACCUCAGACAAGGAACUGAAUAAGCUCAGGCUCAAGAAGCAGGACACCAUGGUGGAGAACAACAUCACAAAGCUGGAGCUGAGGCGACUGCGGGACCUGCUGUACAACAAGGCCGACAGCGUGCUCUCGCUGGAGAGGAGGCGACUGCAGCUCCAGACGGCCAUGGGGGAGCGGGAGGAGGAGGUGCAGCUGCACCGGGACAUGCUCAGCAGGCAGGUGAAGAUCAGCGACCAGGAGCGCCAAGGACUCAGCGCCGAGGUGCACGAGAGGCUGUCCAAGAUCGACAAGAUGCGGAAACGCUACGAGAUUCUGACCGCCACAAUGGCCGCUCCCGAGGGCGAGGGGGAGAGGUCACAGGCCUAUUACGUCAUAAAGGCUGCCCAGGAGAAAGAAGAGCUCCAAAGGGAGGGAGACGACUUGGAUGCCAAGAUCCGCAAGACGGAGAAGGAGAUUGGAGCGCUGGAGAACACGCUGCAUGUCGUGAACGGCCGCAACGCGACUUACCGCAAGUCCUUCAGCAAAGUGACGGAGUCCAGUGAGGAGUAUCAGGAGAAACUGAAGCUGGAGGAGCAGAAGAGGGCCGUUGAGGAGAAAUACAAGUACAAGAGGAGACAGAUCCGAGAGCUGCAGGAAGACAUUCAGGGCAUGAACAACACACUCGACACCCUGCUUCAAGAGGAGGCUGUUGACAACGAGAAGACCAAUGAGACCCAGUCACGCAUCCUAUCCGUAAACAAAGAACUGGUAUCUCAGAAGGAGAAACUUGACAGGGUCACUAAACAGUGCUCCAACCUGACCAAAGAGAUCCGGUCGGCCAAGAAGGCCAAUGAGGAGACGUUUGAGGAGAAGGAUAUUCAGCUGAGGGAGCUGAAGAACUUCAAUAAGAACAUCAACAAGAUGCUCCUGGAUGCCAUGGAUGAGCAGUCUGACCUGAAAAUGGCUUUACACAUGUACUUUUUGCAGGCCAACUUGACCCUGCCGUCUCCAACCACCACUCCUGCCAGCCGACACAGCUCAAAGACAAACUCGGCUCGCAGCUCUGUCUCUCUCAGGUCAGCUGGGCAUUCAGCCGGCAGCAGUCCCAGGGCGUCGUCGGUACAUUCUCCCCCAGUGAAGACUCUGGAGCUCGACCUGGGGCUGUCUGUGACCUCCCCUGCCCUCACGCCCUCGCCGCGGGACUCCCGUCCCCCCAGCUCCACUAGCAGCUCCACGGGCAGCAGGCGCAGCAAGCGCUAGAGCUCAUGAAGAAACCUUGCCAAUGGAAAACUUCACUCAGAGCACCAGUAGGGUUUCGUUACAGUAGCGCGGUCAGACGAGAAUGUGUGUCGUUGUUUCAUGCACUAAUCAGCUGUUUGGUCGAGUUGAUCGACUUACACGUUGUUUGUCCUUGAACCAGAACAACUUGCGGUUAAGAAAUACAGUUGUAUAAUGUAUUGUUAUUACCUUUGAUACAGGUGUAUCUGAACAUAUUACAAUAAAAUAUAUCUGUGCUAUCUAGCUUCUCAGAGUGAUCAAUA
Esox lucius (northern pike) is the source of this 3766-nucleotide messenger RNA. RefSeq names its product coiled-coil domain containing 39 (gene ccdc39). Lineage: Eukaryota; Metazoa; Chordata; Actinopteri; Esociformes; Esocidae. Gene Ontology annotation, cellular component: axoneme. Gene Ontology annotation, biological process: cilium movement; inner dynein arm assembly; cilium-dependent cell motility. The transcript is spliced from 20 exons. The record is from RefSeq and is a predicted model, not a curated record. The coding region runs from base 627 to 3485 and encodes 952 amino acids.